UAAUAAUUGAUUAACAUUGUAUCCCAUUUUCGCUCGAAUGUAAUCCAAAUCAUUUUUGCACGUGACUGCAUUUAGGGUACUUUAUAGUUCUUGUGGUAGGAGAUGACCGGUGGUUUUGGGGAAACGGCAAGCCGGCCAACCCAAAGCUCAUCGUUCUCAAACAAUAAUGGUUCCAACAACAAUGGUGAUUAUGUAAACUUUGAAUGCAGUAUAUGCUUGGAUUUAGCUUAUGAUCCGGUUGUUACAUUAUGUGGUCAUCUCUUUUGUUGGCCUUGUAUUUACAAAUGGCUACAUAUGCAUUCACAUUCCAACGAAUGCCCGAUUUGUAAAGCCUAUAUAGAAGAAGGGAAAUUGGUCCCUUUAUAUGGUAGAGGAAAAAGUUCAUCAAAAAUUCAUUGUGGAAAUAUUCCAAAACGUCCGGCGGGCCAAAGACCGGAAAAUAGUCCAACGCAAGAUAGGACCGGAUUUGUACAACAUGGGUCGGGAUUUAUUGGUGGUUUUGGGCCUGCAAUUACUGCAAGUUUUGGUAACUUUACGUUUUCAUUUGGUGGUUUCAUACCGUCGAUUUUUAAUGUUCAAAUGCAUACGUUGAAUUAUGGAGGUUAUCACGCACUACAGAGAGAUCAUCGUCAUGAAGUUUCGCCACUUUUGAUAAUUGGUCUCAUUUUUCUCUUUGCUCUUCUUUGGGAGUGAGGUGAUUAGCUAUCACACGUGGUGUUUCUUUUUGUAUGUUUAGUGUGUAUAUAUUGUAUAUUUAUCAAAUAUCAAUUGUCAAUAGCUCUGGU
Erigeron canadensis is the source of this 785-nucleotide messenger RNA. Its product is annotated as E3 ubiquitin-protein ligase RNF185-like. Gene Ontology annotation, biological process: ubiquitin-dependent protein catabolic process. Gene Ontology annotation, molecular function: ubiquitin protein ligase activity; ubiquitin-like protein conjugating enzyme binding. Lineage: Eukaryota; Viridiplantae; Streptophyta; Magnoliopsida; Asterales; Asteraceae. The transcript has 2 exons. The record is from RefSeq and is a predicted model, not a curated record. The coding region runs from base 103 to 693 and encodes 196 amino acids. Gene Ontology annotation, cellular component: endoplasmic reticulum.